UCGCCACUCCACAACAAAUUUCCCAAAACAUCCCUCUCGACUUUACUCCUCUCACCCUUUGGCUACAUGGAAGAAAGCAUUGGCGACGCAUGGAGACCGUCUUCCGUUUCCCUCUCCGGGUUCCGGCCACCAGAAAUCCCAGUUGAACCCAUGGAGUUUCUCUCUCGUUCUUGGAGUGUUUCCGCUCUCGAAGUGUCGAAAGCCCUGGCCCCUCCUUCACUGCUUCUCAAGACGGUCAGUGGCGAUGGGGCGAUUCAUGAAGAUAUCGCCGGGGAGGCCGAAGAAGCGGCCACGGUUUCCGGAAAUCCUUUCUCUUUUGCUUCUUCUGCAACUUCGCAGCUCGUGAUGGAGAGGAUAAUGUCACAGUCGCAAGAAGUAUCGCCGCUUACAUCGGGGAGGCUCUCGCACAGCAGCGGCCCUUUGACUGGCAACCAAAGCUGUGGAUCGUUGACGGACAGUCCUCCCGUCUCUCCGUCUGAUGAUAUCGACGACGUUAAGUUGUGCCGUAGUACCAACACAGUUAGAACCCAGAACAGAGGCCCCACCGGAGGCGGUGGUGGUGCCGGCGGUUGCGUGGGUCCCGGUGGUGGCGGUAUCGUCGGUGGAGGGGGCAAGACUGUUGGGAGGUGGUUGAAAGACAGGAGAGAGAAGAAGAAAGAAGAAACCCGAGCUCACAACGCCCAGCUUCAUGCUGCUGUCUCCGUCGCUGGAGUGGCUGCUGCAGUGGCUGCCAUUGCUGCAGCCACGGCUGCUUCAUCAUCGUCCGGGAAGGACGAGCAGAUGGCUAAGACCGACAUGGCGGUAGCGUCAGCUGCAACAUUGGUAGCAGCGCAGUGUGUAGAGGCCGCGGAGGCACUAGGAGCGGAACGGGAACACCUGGCCUCCGUCGUUAGUUCGGCCGUUAAUGUCCGUUCUGCCGGAGAUAUCUUAACGUUAACGGCAGCAGCAGCGACAGCUCUACGCGGGGCGGCCACAUUGAAGGCGAGGGCAUUGAAGGAUGUGUGGAAUGUAGCUGCGGUAAUACCGGUGGAGAAAGGUAUGGGAUUAGGCGGUAACCAUAAUAACGGUCAUUCCAACGGUAACUACAGCGACGAACUUGUCCCCGAGGAGAAUUUCCUGGGUCUGUGCAGUCAAGAGUUCCUCGCAAGGGGUUGCGAGCUCCUAAAGCGAACCCGUAAAGGUGAUCUGCAUUGGAAGAUCGUCUCUGUUUAUAUCCACCGGACGGGUCAGGUGAUGCUCAAGAUGAAGAGCAGACAUGUUGCAGGGACAUUCACCAAAAAGAAAAAGAAUGUGGUUUUGGAGGUUAUCAAGGACAUGCCAGCAUGGCCUGGUCGUCAUUUGCUGGAGGGAGGUGAGCAACGGCGUUACUUUGGGCUGAAGACAGCAUUGCGUGGUGUGGUAGAGUUUGAGUGCAGAACCCAGAGGGAGUAUGAUGUCUGGACGCAGGGUGUGUCCAGGCUGCUUUCUAUUGUAGCCGAAAGGAGUAGUAAUAGACAUAAGUAGUGAGCCUUGACGUAUGUAUGAUCCUCUCCUUCUCUACCAAAGAAGGGAACCUGGCUCUGCUGCAGUCUGCACGGGUAGCAGCAAGAUGGCCCUCUCUAAGUCAUGCCAGAUCUUUUGAAAUUGAAGUUGGUGGGUGGGUCUGGCUGUUUCUCUUUCUGUUGUUGUGCUACUACUGUAAAGAUAGUUCAUCAAAAGGAAUUUCUUUAUUUCUCUGGGUUUGGGAAUUUGUAUUUUAAAGUGAGAGAGGGCUGGUUUAUGUGUAUCUAAGAUCAAAGCAGGAGCAAGACCGCUAGCAUGUGUUUUAAGGCCUGUAUUUCUUACUGUUUUGGAAAGAAAGAAAAAGCAAGAAUCUUGGACUAUUA
Molecule: messenger RNA, 1865 nt
Organism: Nelumbo nucifera (sacred lotus)
Lineage: Eukaryota; Viridiplantae; Streptophyta; Magnoliopsida; Proteales; Nelumbonaceae
Product: VAN3-binding protein
Biological process (GO): leaf vascular tissue pattern formation; auxin-activated signaling pathway; phloem or xylem histogenesis
Source: RefSeq, a predicted model, not a curated record